Molecule: messenger RNA, 5013 nt
Organism: Dunckerocampus dactyliophorus (ringed pipefish)
Lineage: Eukaryota; Metazoa; Chordata; Actinopteri; Syngnathiformes; Syngnathidae
Exons: 4
Coding region: 238-1326 (362 amino acids)
Source: RefSeq, a predicted model, not a curated record
UAUCUGCGGUAGCCUUAAAAGGUGGAAAAUGUACUAGUCGUGAGGGGAACGUUAGUUGUAUCAAACGUAACCACGUUCGUGAGUGACGUCACCCUUAAACGUGUUUGUCGUUUAUGUUAGCCUGUAAGACAAGGUUCAGGGUAUAAAGCUUUCCAAAUAUGUCUACUGCACGAUGCAAGCCAGCUUGCUUUGUUUGCUACAUUUUCUUGUCCUAUAAUUGACUACACUAGUCAUAAAAUGUCACACCUUGUCCAUUUGUCAUUACCUCAGUGGGAUGGAGGCUUGAGGAAGAUUCGUUAUAUUUACUUGGUGAAUAAUUCGUCUUUCACUCUCAAAGAGUGGCCACAAAAGGCUGCGGUGGUGGUUCCUCUCUUUUUAGCAGCCGAUCUCUUCUCCAACACCAACAUCAGGCCUGAGAACCAUCCCAGGUGUCAUGCCAAAUACGCCAGGAAGGGACUCGCCACCAAAAUACAUUUUUCUGCAGCCUUCAGGUUCCGUGGCUUGAAGGUCCCCACGUCCAACAACAGCCUUUGGUUCUACAGCAUUCAUGGGCUUUUUCGAGUAGCUUUUGAAAUGUUCACCAAGCAGGAGCAGCUUGGAGUGUUGGAGAACUUCCAGGAUGUUUGGAAGUCUCAGAUCAACGCCAGCCCACUGAAGAUGAGCUACAGCCUCAGCGAGCAGCUGGACGUGCGUUGUGACGCUGACGCCAGGAUGGAUGGUCUGGAGCUGGAGGCCACGAGAGCAAACAUCUCAUCAGAACACGAUCACUGCUAUUUUUCACAGCAAAGGCGGCCGCUUGUGUCAACACUCCGGAGUAAACUGCAGAGCCUGGAUGAUAAACUUUCCUCGGAGGCGGAGAGCUUCACGGAGCAGCAGUUGGAGACCCUGCUGCACUUGUUGCAUCACAUGGAGCGAUGCUUCGACGGGACGUUACAGGAGCAAGACGUGGCCGAAUCGGUGCUGGCGCUCCUUGAGUCCAAAGAAUGGAGCUGCGUUUAUUCUAGCCCCCUGCUCGACACCGUGGCCCGCUGGCUCGGCCGCCAGUUUGGCUCGGCCAACGGCAGUGUGAGCCGUGGCGUGGAGGGCUUCAAAGUGCGACACAUUGACAGGAUCAGCGAGCUGCCGCCCGCCGAGGAAUUGGCUGCCGAGCUUUUCCCCCAGGCCAUGCGGACGCUGCUGCUCCACUGGAUGAGACUGAGCGAGGAGGCGGACGCGGCCAAGCGACGCAGCGAGUAUCCCAUCCUGCUUCUCAUCCUGGAGUUUGCCAACCACAACCUCAUCACCGGGGUGGCUCACGUCCUCUACUCCAGUCUCAUCUGCAAAUAAAUGUCUUUCUGACAGCCAAGCCAGUCAGUCAAAUCUGCUUUUUCCAACACUCAUUUAUUCUGGCAACAUUGGUCCAUCUUCAUCCAUGAUCCCUAAACUUUCUGUGGUAUUUUUCAUCUUUUUGUUUAACAAAAACACCAAUUAACCUAACAUGCACAUUUUUUAAUGACUGUGUGUCUGACAUACUAACCACUCGGCCACCAUGUUGCCUAAAUGUUAGUUGAAAAUAACUCAGUAAAAAUGAACAAUUCAUUCAGUUUUAAAACAUUUUGAGGGCCGCACGGUGGUCUAGUGGUUAGCACGUUGGCCACACAGUCUGUUUGGAGAGGAGGAAGAUCUGGGUUCGAUUCUCCCCUGGGGCAUUUGUGUGUGGAGUACUCCGGGUACGCCGGUUUCCUCCCACAUUCCAAAAACAUUAGGUUAAUUGGCCAUUCUAAAUUGUGUGAAUGGUUGUUUGUCUAUAUGUGCUCUGCCAUUGGCGACCAGUCCAGGGUGUACCCCGCCUCUCGCCGGAAGUCAGCUGAGAUACGCUCCAGCAUACCCCCGUGACCCUAAUGAGGAGUAGCGGUAUAUAAAAUGGAUGGAUAAAACAUUUUGGAUUUUUAGUAAUCAAUGAAAAAUAUUUGAUUAACAUUUUUCAAUGCUGUUUAAACAAUAUUACAAUUUUAAAUUAUUCCUGAAUAUCUGAAUCCAGGCCAGCACUUUUUUUGAAACAUAGAAAACUUUUCCCCUCAACCUUUUUUCUAUUCAGUUAUGGAAGUUCGUUUCCGCCACUGAAAGGAAAAAAUAUCCCAAUGCUAAGUCAUAGUCACAGGGAUAAAAAGUCAAAAUAAUGAUUAAAAAGCCACAAUGAUGAGAUAAAAAGUCAAAAUUACAAAGUCACAAUGAUGACACAAGUCAAACUUAUGAGAAGUCAAAAUUGAGAUUUAAAAAAAAAAAAAAAAAAAAAGAAAAGUCAUACGGUAACUACGAUGCAAGUCAUAAUUAUAAGAUAAAAAGUUGAAAUUACGAGAUAGUCAUGAGAUACAAACUGCACAGUGCUGCCUUCGUCACAUGGCAGUCAGCACAUGCGCAGUUUGUAUCUCAUAAUUUAAAUCUCAUCACUGACCUAACCUCAUAAUCGAGAAUCAUAAUUUCAAUGUUUUAUCUCAUAAUUGUGACUUACCUCAUUAUUUUGACUAACGCAGCAUUGACCUUUGUCAACCUACUAAAGGUCAAAAGGACCAAUAUCCUUAAGGUUCCAAUAUCUGGCUGCUGGUCCCGGCUGACCUUUGCUGAUUGUACACUAUGUUUGAGGUUGCACUAUUUGUUUGACCUUUGGCAUACUUACAGUUGUUCAUCUACUCAACUAAUUGUUUCCUAAAGCAUUAUUUCUAUGAACUACUUGUAAUCACUCAAUCAUAAAAGAGUUAUAUUUGUACCGUACUAUAUGAAGGCACUCUGUUAAUAAUUCAAUCAAACAUCAAUGCAAACAGUUAUUUUAUCUACUUGUAAUAAAUGUUUACUCACUCAGCUAACAAGUUCAUAAAACAGUAUCAUCCUACACGUUGUCAUAAUUACAACUUUUUAUUUCUUAAUUUUGAGUGGUCUAUCUCAUAAUUUCGAUUGUUUAUCUCAUAUUUAUGACUUUUCAUCUUGUCCAUCACUUUGUGCAGCAAGCUGCUGGAGAUCUUCUGCCAGUAUUUUGCUAUGGUUUGUUGGGGGAGCAGCACCAGCAAAACGGACAUAAACCAGAUGGACAAACUGAUCCGAAAAGCCCAACCAAGUUAUCGGCACUCAGUUGGAGACGUUUGUAACAGUGAGAGACAGGAGGACACUGGACAAACUGCUCUCCAUCAUGGACAACCCACUCCAUCGAACAAGAGUGGCAGCAGCGCUCAUUCUCCAACAGACUCCUCCAGUUACGAGAGUAAACGCUACAGGACUUCAUUGAUUCCACACACCAUCCAGCUCUACAAUACCUCACCUGCCUGUAAAAGAUAAUACCACAUUAUUACGCUGUAGUCUGCCCUCCCUUGUAUAAAGUGUAUAUUCUUUUUAUUUGAUUAUAUUCUAUCCAUAUUGCAUUGCAUUUUAUUUAAGAGUGUUUGUCUUUGGACACGCCUGCCUUCAAACAAUUGUGCUGAGCAGGGGUGCUGCAAGAAAUUGUAGGUCCCAUGAGGAAAAACAUCAUAUUGGACCCUCCCGACAGCCAUCGUCACCACUUCCCUAUUUUUGACAAUGGCCCUUGGAAUUGUCCGAACGUACCCCCCCCAUACGGCACCCCUGUUGUUGAGUGUUGUAUCCCCAAAUGAAGAAAUGGAAAUACUGCAGUGUAUGGGAUUUUUUUUUUUAGUACCCUUUUGCGAAACAGAUGAAAAGAGCGUUCACAUUAUAUGCAUAUCACUUUGAACCAAUCACAUGUGUUAAAAAAAACUACCACAGUAUUCAAACAAAGAUCUAUCAUCCUUUUUAAAGCGAGGCAUCAACUCUGAUACGAUGCUGCGAUGAGCUCAGCUUCUUAUUUACACACACACGUGUUCCUCUAUGAAUAAAUUAUCCAUGCAAGCUGAGGAGGCUAUAGCCAUGAGCUGGAAGUCCUGUAUGGUGUCAUCAAGUGUCCGUCCAUCAGCGCGCUAGAUGGAAUCCAUUCCACGGGAAAAUGCAGAGGAAAAGCCCAGGCCCAUUCCUCGCUGGGUGUGAGUCUGAGAUCGAGCCAUCUCGUACUGGACGUCAAGGUUCCGAAACAUCUCCUCUUGCUUCUGGAGAGUCUUAAGACCUUCGUCAUUAAGUGGUUUUGAAGCUUCCCCGUCGUCUUCGCCCUGUCGAUACAGAAGUUGGACUUUAUGGAAAAGCUUUCCACAUUCGCUCAUCUUCUACAGCACUUGUCCGCAGUAGCGUCACAGAUAAGCUGGAGCCUAUCCCAGCUGACUUCGGGCAAGAGGCCUGGACUGCUCCCUCGUCAGUGACAGGACACAAAUACACAAACAUUCACACUCAUAAUCACACCAAUGAACAAAUUUGAGUCCACUUAGCCCAACAUGCAUGUUUAUGCUCCAAUAAAGGCCUCUAGCAUGUGAGGCUGACAAGCUAAGCACUGGUCUACUGUGUGGCCCUAACUUUUAACAUGUCACCACAUCACUCAAUGAAAAAUACUUACUUUAAUCCCCAUUAGUUUGCGAAAUUUAACAUUUUGGUCCUUGUUUCCAAAGUUCAGUUUCUCCCAUAACUCUGCCGUCUGGGACUUGUCCUUGAAAAUGAGAGACACUCUCACCAUAAAUGAGAAACAAACUCACAUAAAGACACAUUAACUCAAACUAGGAGUGUCUCAAGCCCAUAUUGAUAUUGGCCUGAUAUCAGCCAGAAAAACAAUAUCGGAUUACAAUCGUCCCUAAUCGUCGUAAUUUCCUUAGUCAUCCAUGAAAGCAGACCCAUUACCUUUGUGUUUCAGGCACACACACAGCAGCUUUGACUUUGAAAAAGAGCAACUGGCAUUUUUGCCUCUUUUGAUAUUUUGCGAAGCAAAACGCUGCAGAGAUGUGUGCAUAGAUCGUGCGCAAAGUAUGGGAUUUAGCCACUUGUACUUGUGCGGAGGAAAAUGCGUACAUUUAUGCACAACUCUUACCUCUCACACAGAAAACAGAACAGUGAAACUACAAACAGCACAGGACAUAUCAUCUUGCUUCGUGCUUCACAACCUGACCAUCA